UCUUGUCCAACAACCAUGUCAACUCCAUCAUAGUGCACAAGUUUGACUUUUCUGAUGAAGAGGUGAUGGCAUACUACAUAUCUUUCCUGAAGACCCUCUCCCUCAAGCUCAACAAUCACACGAUCCAUUUUUUCUACAAUGAGCACACCAAUGACUUUCCUUUGUACACCGAGGCCAUCAAGUUCUUCAACCACAACGAGAGUAUGGUGCGCAUUGCCGUCCGCACCCUCACCCUGAAUGUCUUCAAAGAAGCUAAUGCCAGCAGGCCCGAAGGCAUGCUGCAAUCCAAACAUAAGAGAAAAAAUGGACGUGUGGAGGACAGGGCGAUGCUGAAGUUCAUCCGCGACCGGACGGCCGCGCCCUACUUCUCCAACCUUGUCUACUUUAUCGGCAAGCACGUCCUCGAGCUGGACAACUGUGCCAUGCAUGCUGAGCACGGCAACAGUACUAGACUGUCUGACCUGGUGGCCGAGCACCUGGACCACCUCCACUACAUGAACGACAUCCUGUGCCUUCACAUCGAAGCCCUGAACGCGGUGCUCACCGACCACCUCCUCAACCGGCUCCUGGUGCCGCUUUACGUCUACUCGCUCGUCCAGGGACCCCACCCGUGCCUGGCGGACGACCGGAAGAAAGUCAGCAGCGUAGUGUCCCUGUUCCUCUUGUCACAGGUGUUCCUUAUAGUGUCACAUGAGCCAUUAGUCCGGCAGCUGGCCAACAUCAUCCUGAACCGAGACAUGAAAGUGUUCACCUCACGGGCCAAGGAUGACUCUGCCUCGAACAAGAGUGACUUGGGCAGCGAGCCUGAGUUUGUGGCCCCCGAGGAAACGCUAGAGAAGAGCCUGGAGACGUGGACAGCUGUGGCCCCGGCGAGCGAGGCUAUGGCAGCCAUGAGCGCCGAGGAACAGGGCUGCCGCGGCGACCCUCAUGCUAGCGGCUCGGCUACGACGACACCGACCAACUCUUACCCGCCUGGCCUGCACCCAUCGGUGCCCUGCCACCCAGAGGACGGCGAUCACUCGCAGCCGGCGUCGGCGACCGACUGCGAGGUAAACCCCGCGUACCUUCCCGACGGCCUCAACAUUACGGACGAACAGAAGGCCCAGGCAGUGCAGAGGCUCAACAUGGCCGCCAUGGAGCAGCUCAGCCAAGGCUGGCCCCUCUGUGAGAGGCCCUUCUUGGCAGCCAUCUUGAAUGCCCUUGACUGCAGUGAGAACGACCACCCAGCGUUGUUCGCACUCUGUCUGCUCUAUGCGUUGGGCCACAACCCAGGCAUCAACCGCGAGCUACUGGACACGGUUCUCAUGCCAUCUCUGAAUCCAGAGACGAAGCACUGGUACAAUGUUGCCCUCAUGGACAAGCUGAUCCAGAUCAUCACCUUGAGCUGUAAAUACGGGAGCAAGGUGCGGCUAGCAACCUUGGAGAUGUCGUUGCUGCUGCUUCGUCAGCUCGCGACGAUCGACGGCCAGUCUUGCCUGCAGGACCAUCACCUAGCUGGCUUGGAGCAGGCCAAGGAAGAGAGCACGCUACUGCUCCGCAAUUUCUACAAGAGUGAAGAGAUCUUUCUCGACAUGUUUGAAGAUGAGUACCAGGAGAUGAAGAAGAAGCCGCUCAACGUGGAGUACCUGAUGAUGGAUGCCAAUCUGCUGCUGCCACCCAUGGGGACGCCCAUGUCGGGGGUGGAGUUCCACAAGCGCCUGCCCUGUGGCGAGGUGGAGAGGGCACGAAGGGCAAUCAGAGUGUUCUUCCUGCUUCGCGAACUCUCGCUGUUUUUGAGCAACGACCGGGAAACACAGCUGCCGCUCACCAACCUGGCGAGUUGUGUCAAGGUGGAUGACGUUCUAGACCUCAACAACAGUGACCUGAUUGCCUGCACGGUGGUCAGCAAGGAUUCGCAAAAGAUCCGGCGCUUCAUGGUGAUCGACGUGGCGCAGCUCGUUCUCGUGGAGCCAGAUUCCAAGCGACUGGGCUGGGGAGUGGCCAAGUUUGUGGGCUUCCUUCAGGACAUAGAGGUGACCGGUGACAAGGAGGACAGCCGGUGCCUGCACAUCACUGUGCACAGCCGGGGCGCGGCGUGCCGCAACACAAGCGGUCCCGGGAGCGUACCCCUCCUGGCGGCGCGCUUCCUCUUCGACGACCACAUCCGCUGCAUGGCGGCCAAGCAGCGCCUCAACAAGGGGCGCCUGCGCGCGCGGCAGCGCAAGAUGCACAGCAUCGCCCGGCUGCUCGACCUUCCACUGCAGCCACCGUCGCCCCUGCGGCACCACCCGCACACGCCGAGGGCGCCGUGCGGACCGGUGGCAUCGCUGUCGGCAACGUCGUCGAGUUUAAUGCACCGAAGCCUCUCCCAGGACACGGGCCUACGUGGUCGAGGCGGCACCGUAGGUGGCACGGGACCUCCGCACCACCAGCCUUACAGGCCUCUGUUCACAACGUCCUCGAAGGUGCCUGGCUUUGCCACAGCUCGCACUGGGCACCGGGGCAGUACUGGCGACAUCGAAGGACGGCAGCGAAGGCGUUCGGGAAGCAGCCCCGUCGCUCGUGGCCGGUCAUCGUCGCGGGAGUCCUCUCCACGCCUGGGUCACCGGUCGCGGGAUCAUUCCGAGGAGAUACCCCUGGAAGACCUGUCGACCAGGCCACUGCCCGUCGCAGGCAGCCCUUCUCCUGUACAGAUAAGGCCCUGCUCCAGCAGUUCAGGUGAAGGUGGUUCCGGUGGGGUCUGCAAGAAACCCCGCUCUGAAGAGACUGCCAUGGACCAGGGCGUUUCGGCCGUGCCGGAGGUUGCCGUCACGGCUCCGCCGAUCUCGCUGGUGGUCACUUCGACGGAGUCGACCGAAUUCGAAGUGCCACUCUUGCUUCCACCCAAAGAAGGCUCCGCCGCCACGCUACCGUCUCCCACCUCCAGUGUUGACGAGACAGGCGAAAGUCCAGCGAACGAGUGCCGAAAGCCGUGCUGCUUCAGCGAGACAUCGUUUUCGGAAGAGUCCACCGCCACGGAGCAUUGCAACGGGGGGGACUUCUCGGAGGACACGACGUGCCGGUCGUCGUCGGAGGAGACGACCAUCCUCGGCACAGAAGUGGAUGAUGGCUUCGAGGCGACGCUCACGCUGGCCGCAACGUCCAAGGCCAAAGAUGUCUGGUGCGCACAGUCUAGCGUGUUUGUGCCGCUGGGAACCAGUGUUCAAGCCAGCAGCACACAGCUGCGCCGGCCUUUCAGCCACCCGUCUUGGAUCUAGCUUUGCUUCGGCUUUUGGCUCCAAAUGCAGCUCUCAUCUGCAGAACAACGGCGGUGGUGUUCAGGCGCAGGCCUGCUUCGAUCUGUACAGUUUUGCAAUGCUGAAGUCGACUGCUCCCCCUUUGUCUCUCUCGCAAUAAACCAAUGAGUUGUUGAGGUCGACAACAGCCUAGAGAGGAGAAAUAGAACUUUUUUUUUUGUAGGCGAAGUUGCCUGUUCUGUCUUUCAGUGUGGGUGCGUGUUGUAUGCACGAAUGGCAAAGUGAGUGAAUGAUGUGAUCUUUGGAACCCAUUGGGUUUCCUUUGCUUUGCUUGUUGUUUUUUUUAAUCUAGGGCUGUGUACUGUGAAAAACGAUGCCCUCUUGUACACACAUGCUGGCAAAACUACUGUUUGGCGCAUUUGUUGUAAAUAGAUGAGAAGCAUGUAUUGUCGGAGAUGGGAGAGUAAAUAUAUAUUUGAAAAUUUUGCACAA
Messenger RNA from Dermacentor silvarum, 3707 nucleotides. RefSeq names its product protein CLEC16A homolog. The coding region runs from base 66 to 3236 and encodes 1056 amino acids. The record is from RefSeq and is a predicted model, not a curated record. Gene Ontology annotation, biological process: regulation of autophagosome maturation; endosomal transport; endosome to lysosome transport. Gene Ontology annotation, cellular component: endolysosome membrane; late endosome. The transcript is spliced from 24 exons. Lineage: Eukaryota; Metazoa; Arthropoda; Arachnida; Ixodida; Ixodidae.